Molecule: messenger RNA, 4690 nt
Organism: Cololabis saira (Pacific saury)
Lineage: Eukaryota; Metazoa; Chordata; Actinopteri; Beloniformes; Belonidae
Gene: eloa
Product: elongin A
Exons: 12
Coding region: 31-2130 (699 amino acids)
Biological process (GO): transcription elongation by RNA polymerase II
Cellular component (GO): elongin complex; nucleus
Molecular function (GO): protein binding
Source: RefSeq, a predicted model, not a curated record
UUUCCGGGCAACACGGUUCCAGCAGUAAACAUGGCGGAGGAACUGCUGGAAACAGUGGAGAGACUCCAGUCCCGGAUCCUGGACAAUCCGGAGCCCCGAAAGCUACUGAAGACUCUCAAGAGACUGGGGGAGGUGCCCAUGACUGUGGACAUACUGGUGGAAACUGGAGUGGGGAAAGCUGUGAACUCUUUUAGGAAACAUGAAGUCGUCGGAGAGCUGGCGAAAAGCCUUGUAGCCAAAUGGAAGAAGCUGGUUCCUCAGCCUGCAGACAGACCAAACAGUCACGCCAAAGACGCCUCCCGCUCGCACACAAUGGCUCAAGUGCACGAGUCAGGUAGUACAGGGGGCCACCGGCGCCACAGAGAGCCCUCCCCCGAGGAAGAGCCCUCGUACAUGCUGGAGGAGGAGGAUGAGGAGGAGCAGGAGCAGGAGGAGGAAGAGGAGGAGGAGGAGGAGAGAGGCUACCAUACCAACUACUCCCCAUCGCCUCCUCAGCAACACCAGUACAGCCCCCCCCAGCGAGGGGGCUACCAGUCAGACGAGUACGAGAGCCCCCAGCAGGAACCCGAGCCCAGCCCGCCUCCCCCGCCCCCCCAGCCUCCCCGCAAAGAUGUCCGCCACGCCAAACCCAGCAAAGACCCGAGCAAGAACCACCACCACGGCGACCGGAACAAGAGCAGAGACGAAGAGCGGCAGCAGCGCCACAGUCAGAUGAGCACCGACCGGGGAGGGGGGGACGACGGGAAGAAGUGCAGCGCAGACAAAGAGAGGCAGAAGAGUCCCGUACAGAAGGCUGCCAAGCACAGCAAGAAGUCCACGACGCACGACGGCAAGAGGCAGGAGAAGAAGAAGGGAGGAGACGACGGGCGAUCACGAGCACCAAAGGACUCGCCGCCAAAGGAGGAGGAGGACGACUUCGAGAUGCCCACCAUGUCCUUCGAGUCCUUCCUCACGUACGACGCCCCGACGCCCGUCAAGAAGAAGAAGAAGCCCGUGCCCUCGUCGUCGUCGUCACACGGCCGGCCUUCUCACUCGUCAUCCACUUCCUCGUCAGCGUCCCGCCACAGUCGCACAUCUCCGCCCGCCGCCUCCUCCUCCUCCUCCAAAUCAAACAAGUCCAACGGCGCCCAGAGCAGCAAGAGGCCCCAUUCAGACUCCAGUUCAUCGGCGGCGGCACCCAAACCGGAGAAACGCAAGAGGGUUGUUGAAGCUCUUCCCACUCUUCCUGAAAUCCCACUACCAGCAAUUCAGCCCAACUACAGACCGCUGCCUUCCAUCGAGACGCCGCUGUCCCCUCAGAGGCGCAAAGUUCCUGUCUUCAACGACGAGGAGGAUGCAGGCUUCACGGGGAAGCGCUUUAACUCCAAGAUGGUGGUCUACUCAGGGUCGAAGACCUCCUACCUGCCCAGGAUGAUGACGCUGUACGAGCAGUGCAUCCGUGUGCUGCAGAACAACAUCGACUCCAUCGCGGAGGUGGGAGGGGUGCCGUUCGAGAUCCUGGAGCCCGUUCUGGAGAGAUGCACCCCGGAGCAGCUGUACCGCAUCGAGCAGAGCAACCAGUGCUUCACGGAGGAUUCGGAUGAGCUGUGGAUGCGUCACUGUCAGCGGGACUUCAAGCGCGAGUCUCCUCAGGAGUUCGAGUCGUGGAGGGAGAUGUACCUGAGGCUGCACGACGAGCGCGAGGAGCGGCUGAGGAUGCUCACCCAGAACAUCAGUUCUGCUCACGCCAACAAGCCCAAAGGGCGGCAGGUGAAGAUGGCGUUUGUGAAUUCAGUGGCGAAGCCGCCGCGCGAUGUUCGCCGAAGACAAGAGAAGUUCGGCACCACCAGUUUGUCCACCGCCGCCUCCACCGCCGCCGCUUCUCCCAUUAAAGUAAGACCGGCGAUGUCAGACUACUCUGGCGAGUCGAGCCGCUCGUCUUCCUCUCAACCCUCCAUGGGCUCGUCUCGCUUCUCCGCGGCGAGCGGAGGAGGUGGAGGAGGAGGAGGAGGUGGUGGUGGUGGAGGAGGAGGAGGAGGAGGAGGAGGAGGUGGUCAACCUGCUGUCCGGGAAAAACCACAAGUCAAAAAAAUCGCCCCCAUGAUGGCCAAAACCAUCAAAGCGUUCAAGAACAGAUUCUCCCGUCGGUAGUAUUAGAGAGACAGAAUGUAUUUUAUCAAAUCCGGCUGUUUUUAACUUAAGUUUAACACCGUUUUACUGGAAACCCUCUUUGCCUGCACACACGACGCACAGCCUUCAUCCAGACCUUCCAGAUGUCACAUGAAAUUAUCAGUAUUGGUGGAAAAACGCUUUCUUCUUCUGUUCCAUUGUUUCGGGGAGGGGGGGGGGGUUACGUAUCGAGAACCCACAUCAUGGUCAAAUCCUGUUUCAAAGCCAAGUCACCAUCCUUUCAAUGUUGAAGUAACUUUAACCGGAGUGAUGUAAUCUGACUUCACCGGCAGCAGUUACACGAGUCGCUCAAAGACUGGAAACGAGCAGAACCGGCCCGGCCAAUCCGGCUCAGCAGAACCUCGACCAGCCUCAGAUUAACAUCUCGUCUCCUCUGUUUUAAACAUGGAUAUGAACUUGAACAUUAUUGACGUAUCGGCCAGGAUCAGUUGUCCCCGGCAACGGGUUUCCUCUCGUUGUGGAACCAGUACAGCUGCUGUUUUUAAGCCUCCGACAAGACUAAGAAACGUGGUUCUGUGGGAGUUGUGGUCCAAAUGGGUCCCUAAGGAGGAACCAGGGUCCUUUUAACUGUGACAAGGUACAAACAUGUAUAAAAAAGGGAUGUUUCUCCCCUUUCGCUCACUUAACCGCUGUCUUAACCUUGUACAUAGAAAGUACAGAUUUUCACGCCAGCACUCAAAGUAACACGUAUUCUUCCUCCCCUGAGUCGUGGUACUGAUCCAGUCCCAAGUACGCGGUGGUCUUUAACGCUCUUCUUCACAUCGCAUCUACUGAAAGAGGGAAAUAUGACAUUUGGUUGUCGGUUAGUAUGAAUUUAAGAUGAUAGCAACCUUAAACGUGCCUGGAAGCAACAUACCCAUGUUUUUACCCAUGAUUCAUCUGUAGGAAACAUAUCCACCCUCGUGCUGAAGUGGAACGACAUUUUUCAAUCUUGUCGGAGGUUUAAAAUAAGUUUCCUCUGAGCUAACACUAAAUCCUUUACGCUGCGACACAAAGCUUUCUUUCGUGACGGCGGUUUACACAUCUAAUAAUGGACUUCUAGUAAUAUUGCUUUUAAUUACAUUUAAUUGAUUUAAACAAAACAAAGAGACAGGCACAUCCUGCUAGGGAGAGAGGGGCGGAGUCAGGCCAAGCGGCUGACUCCGCCCCCAAAACCAGCUGCUAUAAACAGAACUGUAAACGUGUAGAAAAGGUCGUCUAUCGUACUGUAUCGCUGUGGUUUUCACAGACAUCUCACUUAGAUGAAAACAGGCCGUAAUAUCUCCCCCGAGCUUCAGUCUACCAGUUUCACCCGGGGCGACCGCGUUCCAAAGGAGCCCCAGAUUAACGCUGCAUAUCAAUGUUCAGUUUUUAUCCACUCACACUUCUCUGAUAGGAGAGCUUUCUGUACAUAGUCACGGUGAUGAGUUUUAAAAUGAGGAAAACAAACUGAAACGUGCGAAUCAAAUCAAUGAAAAGGCACUUAUUCAAAGUAGCUGUGAAGGCGGUGCAAUCGCCGUUUCGAGCCUUCAUGUUCCUUUUCUAAUUAUUUUUCUUUUGUAAUAAUGAAGGUACGAUGGAUACUGUGAUAAUCACUGCGUUUUGGAGGUUUGGGCCGGAUCCUGCUGAGCUGCUCUGUUUCCGUCUUUGUGAUGAGCUCAUAAGCUGCUGGCUGCAGCCUCGUCUUUAUCACACAACGAUCACAUCUCUGUUGUCCCAUUUAAUCCAAAAAAAGAGCAAAUAGGUACAUUUCCCAACAUGUCAAAAAUGAUUGAUGAUGAUUUUUAAUUUAAGGACCAGUCAGUUUUUAUUCUCCUUUUUGACCAAAUGACACUACAUUGGAAAACUUUCACACUUUCUCUGUUUUUGUCUUUUUAUUACAUGCAUGAUGCACAUUCGGACACUUGAGCUGCUGCAGAACUCUUCUUUUUUAGUCACCCUUUACUGCAGCACCACUUCUGGUCACAUGGGGUGGGGCACGGAUCUGCUGUGAUGACAAAAGAGCCACUGGCGACUCUGCGUCCUGUUAUACCACUUUGUUCUUCCAGAGGUGCACUUCCUGUCACAUGAACUUUCUUGUAAUAAUCGCCCCCCCCCUGUUUGGUCAGAAGUCGCGUUGCAACAUAAGGUGGCUUUUUAAAAAACAAAGAACGAAAGUAGGGAAAAAGAAAAACUCUGCAUACUAAUCAUGUUUGUGUGCAUUUUCAAUGUGUAAAAUGAAAUCAGAGACACACAUUGUUUUAACUCUCCUGUGGCUUCGGAUCAUGUUUUCCCUGCUGUUGAAUGUGUGCAACGCUGUUUUUAUCUGCUUCACUGUGACAAACGUUCGAUUGAGGGCCGACGAGUCUGUAGGAAGAACAAUAAGGAGGGAAGCUAAUAGGAUCCCUGGGCUUUUGUCGCCAUCAAGGUGAGAUGUAUUUAUUUUCAACAAUGGGACCUGGUACACCACAACAUGGGCCCCAAGUAGAUAAAAAAUGUAAUUUUAUUAGAUUUUAAUAAAUGUUAUAUGGUCAUUUUUAUUAAAAUUGACUUUUGCCCUUAA